AUGCAUAAGCCGAUUCCACUUCGACCACGGUCGGGCUCGGUGGAAUCAGACAGUCGACUUCAUCAACGCGAAUACCCGGAAGCUGCACAAUUCAAGUCUGAGCGUGUUCGAAGUCUUGUGUUGCGGGUGCUGGGAGUGGGGGACACUGUGGCUCCAGAGUUCGCUUUACAAAGUGCAUUAGUGGCCGAGUGUAAUGUAAGGAUCUCUGAAACGGAUUUGUUGGAUUUGAUCGCAUACAGAAGCUGCAUCCAUGAUCUUAUAUUCACUCUUGUAUCGUCCAUUGCGUCCACCUCUGAAGUGGCCAUGGAGGUGGACUCAGAAGAUUCUCUCGGAUCUAUCCUCUUUAUUCCCGAGUUGGACAAAAUUGGAAGUACAAAGGAAGCAAUGGCUCUGAAUUACUUGAUGUCUACAUAUAGUCGUUUGAAUACAGAGAGUCGUAAUGAGUUUUUCCAAGAUUUUGAGAAGCAAAUGUGUCUAGAUCUUCGUGAGUUAGUGUUGUCGAAUAUCGUUAUCCUUCUUCGCGGGUACUACGAGCCUUUCAUGUCGGGCAAAUUGGCGCGUUCAUCCCUAGUUCGCCUACUAUACUCAAAUCUGGUGUUCAAUCCGAUUCUUACACAGCAGAGGGAUUCUAUGAUUUAUCAGCACAUGAUGACGAAUCGUGACGAUUGCGUGCAUUUGUUGUUUCGUGCUGUAAUUCAAUUGAUAUCUGUUCGAGUUGAUGGCAAUAAACGGCCCAUAGCUGAUUUGAUGGUCAAUCGCCCCGACUUUUUACCAGAGCUCGUUACCAACAUCACGGGUCGCGAAAUCGCUCAUCUUUCCUACCUCGGCCCAUUUCUUGGUUACGGGAUUCCAUGUGAUGAAUUUGUUAGUCCUAUCGCAAGCAGAUUUUUUGGUGUGACGGAAGCUCCGAAAGAUGGAGUUAAUAUGAUGUAUGAAAGCUAUCGGCGAAGGUUUGAGACUACCAGAUCCUUAAUGCACCAAAUUGUUCAUCAGUUGGUGGCAAAUCCGUCAUCUCGUGGGCGUUGCCUUGACUAUUUUGCAGCAGUUGUCAAACACAAUGAAAAGCGAGCGCAAAUAAGAGCGGAUUUCGCCACGCUUGCUUCACACACAUACGUCGUAAAUCUGAUGUGCGUGAACCAAAUGUAUCCUUUCCAAAAGAAUAGUCGAGUGGAUAUUGUGGAAAAGACUCGCCUCAAGGUAGACCUUCAGGGUGCCAAAGAGUUUGCAGAAAAGAUUCCUGCUGCUGGCGAGGACAAGUUCACAACAGAAUGCUUUUUCUUAACAAUGCAGUUCGAGAAUAUCUGCCUUCAACCUGCAGUAAAUCGUCUACGCAGUCUUCGGAGACACAUUGCUGAAGUCCGCGAACAGAUCCGGAACAGCUCACGUCGAAGUGGAUUGUUCGCUGAACAUGAAAAGAAUAGAAUUAAUCACAAAAUAAAAGCUCGCACCGAACAGAAACUGUCCUUCAAACGUCAUACGGCAAUCCGUUAUGAGAGCGAACUACCAACAGUUGCUCCGCCACUGUUCGCCGCCUAUCCCAGAGUUCAUUGGAUGAUGUGGUUUGAGGUGGUCAUGAUGCUCACUCCUGCUGUUAUGCCGGCUGCACAAAAUCUGUGGUACCAGGUGAUAAACAGCCCAAUGGCAAUGGAAAUCAGCCUUCCAUUUGUGGUAAAAUUGAUGUUUGCUCCUCCGGAGCCUAUCAGAGGUACAUUCGGUUUCAGAGCUUGCGGUCCCGAGUUUAUUCGAUUCAUAAAUAUGGUCAUCAACGAUGCUACAUUCUUGCUGGAUGAGAGUUUGGCAGCGCUGAAAAAGAUCCAUGAUGUGGAACUAGUAAUGUCCAACAAAGAAGAAUGGGCAGCGCUUGGAAGGGAGGAACAACAACAAAGGGAGGGCAUAUUAGAAGAUGCGAAGAGCAGUAAAACGCCUCUCCAUUGGUGUCUUCUGGCGCUUUCUCUAAACCAUGAUUAUUAUAUAUAUGCGAAGGAUACAUUAGAACUGCUGGGAUAUCUGACGAGAGAUGCCCCACAGCCAUUUGCCCAAGAUGUGCUUGGUGACAGAUUAGCGUCAAUGCUCAACCACAAUAUCGCACAACUUUGUGGGCGGAAAUGCAUGGAGUUGAAGUUAACAGGCUCUUACAUCCCCGAAACUAGAUCUUAUACGCCACAGAUGAUGAACGACGUCAUUCGUCGUCUUCAGAGCAAUAAUAUCGUUCCUAUCAGUCAAAUCGAAAGAUUCCGUGCCUUAGCUGAAAAGGUUGAAACGUUGUAUAACAACAAAGCAGCUCAAGAAAUGGAACUGGAAGAUGCUCCCGAAGAAUUCAAGGAUCCUGUAAUGGAUACGCUAAUGGAAGAUCCAGUCCGAUUACCAUCUGGUCAUAUCAUGGAUCGAAAGCAUAUCAUGCGGCAUCUGCUCAGCAGUCAAACGAAUCCCUUUAAUCGUGCCCCACUCACCGAAGAGGAACUAGAGCCUGUUGCUGAGUUGCGGCAGCGGAUACGAGACUGGGUGAAGGAGAAACUCGGAAAGUAG
Molecule: messenger RNA, 2526 nt
Organism: Ostertagia ostertagi
Lineage: Eukaryota; Metazoa; Nematoda; Chromadorea; Rhabditida; Trichostrongylidae
Source: the annotation of a GenBank genome assembly